CACUCGCACACUCACAGUCACAGACUCACAGCAACAGCAGAUCAAAGGAUCUGCAAUUACCGAAUUGAUUAAAAAAAAAGAAGAAGAAGAGGAUCUGCAAUUGCCGCUGCAAAGGUUGAGCUGUGCCUUAAAACGACACCCCGUAGCGUAGAAGAGGAAGGGACUAAAAGAAAGGUUUGUUGAACAGGUUUUGAUGGCUUCUGUGUUACAGAUCCAAGGGGACGAGUCGGUGCUCUUGCGCGUAACCCAUUCCAACCUCAAGAGCUUCUCCGCCGAGCUACGCUUCUCGCUCCAGACGACAGUGGAAUCCGCGAAAGAAAAGCUCUGGAGAAAAUGUGGGACUUCUGUGAAUUCAAUGUGCCUCGAGCUCUACGACGAUACCAACACCAAGGUUUCGGUUUUGACCGACGAUUCGAGGCCGCUCGGUUUCUAUUCUCCGCUUGAUGGGUACCGGUUACAUGUUAUAGAUCUUGACCCUUCAUCGGUAACCUCUGGUGGUUGGCUGGAAGACAUUUCCUUGGUGGAGAAAUACUCAAUUUCCGAAGAAGCGUACGAGAAACGUGGUGGCACUUUUAGAAAAUUUAAGGAAAAAUUGGCCUCUCAAAAUUCAUCAGCUCUUGGGAACAAGAUACCCGACAACUACAUGGAAGAUCUUUGUGCCAAUAUCAAGGUAGGAGAUAGAUGUGAAGUUGAACCGGGGGCAAAAAGAGGUGUUGUAAAAUUCCUUGGUCAGGCAGAACCUCUGGCACCUGGUUUCUGGGUUGGAGUUCAAUAUGAUGAACCGUUGGGAAAACAUGAUGGCAUGGUGAAAGGAGUACGUUACUUUAAUUGCCCUCCUCUUCAUGGUGCAAUCGUUAGGCCAGACAAAGUAAAGGUUGGUGACUAUCCCGAACAAGAUCCCUUUGAGGUGGACGAAAUAUAAGCAGGCCAUGAAGCAACUCCUGGGCUUCCAGCUUCUGCAAAAUGUUUAUAACCUUCCGGAUGAAUUGAGACAGAAUUUUCUUUAUUUUCAUUUGUUACAGUUCUGAUACUUUUGGGUGAGGGAAUUGAUGUGAACUUUUUGUAGUGUUAAAGGUAUAAGGAAGAAAUGUAACUCUGGGUAAAGCGUGCUAUCAGUAGUAUGUUGUAUUUUGUGUUCAAUAGUUAAAUGUUGACCUGAUAACAGGAGCUAGGAGAAAACAGGGAAUGAGAUUAUUGAGAUUAUUUUAUGAUUAAGAUCAAAUUUCACAUAA
Molecule: messenger RNA, 1232 nt
Organism: Alnus glutinosa
Lineage: Eukaryota; Viridiplantae; Streptophyta; Magnoliopsida; Fagales; Betulaceae
Product: tubulin-folding cofactor B
Exons: 8
Coding region: 194-922 (242 amino acids)
Biological process (GO): cytoplasmic microtubule organization; tubulin complex assembly; post-chaperonin tubulin folding pathway
Cellular component (GO): microtubule plus-end; cytoplasm; nucleus
Molecular function (GO): alpha-tubulin binding; microtubule plus-end binding
Source: RefSeq, a predicted model, not a curated record